Molecule: messenger RNA, 807 nt
Organism: Aureobasidium pullulans EXF-150
Lineage: Eukaryota; Fungi; Ascomycota; Dothideomycetes; Dothideales; Saccotheciaceae
Product: 14-3-3 protein
Exons: 8
Coding region: 1-807 (268 amino acids)
Biological process (GO): signal transduction
Cellular component (GO): cytoplasm
Source: RefSeq, a predicted model, not a curated record
AUGGCCACCGAACGUGAAAGCAAGACUUUCCUCGCCAGACUGUGCGAGCAGGCUGAGCGCUACGAUGAGAUGGUUACCUACAUGAAGGAAGUCGCCAAGAUCGGUGGUGAACUCACCGUUGACGAGCGCAACCUCCUCUCCGUCGCCUACAAGAACGUUGUCGGUACCAGACGUGCCUCGUGGCGCAUCAUCUCCUCGAUCGAACAGAAGGAGGAGCAAAAGGGUUCCGACAAGCACGUUACCAUCAUUCGCGACUACCGCCAAAAGAUCGAGACCGAGCUCGAGAAGGUCUGCCAGGAUGUCCUCGACGUCCUUGACGACUCCUUGAUCCCCAAGGCCGAGUCUGGCGAGAGCAAGGUCUUCUACCACAAGAUGAAGGGUGACUACCACCGUUACCUCGCUGAGUUCGCCUCCGGCGACAAGCGCAAGACUGCCGCCACUGCUGCCCACGAGGCCUACAAGAGCGCUACCGACGUUGCCCAGACCGAGCUCACCCCCACUCACCCCAUCCGCCUUGGUCUUGCCCUCAACUUCUCAGUCUUCUACUACGAGAUCCUGAACUCUCCCGACCGCGCAUGCCACCUCGCCAAGCAGGCCUUCGACGACGCCAUUGCCGAGCUCGACUCGCUGUCAGAGGAGUCCUACCGCGACAGCACCCUGAUCAUGCAGCUCCUCCGCGACAACCUCACCCUCUGGACUUCCUCCGAUGGCAACGAGCCAGAGCCCGCCGCCGCCUCCGACGCCCCCAAGGCCGAGGAGUCCAAGACUGCCGAGUCUGUCGAGGAGCCCAAGGCCGAGGCCUCGUAA